Volvox carteri f. nagariensis is the source of this 228-nucleotide messenger RNA. RefSeq lists its product as uncharacterized. NCBI's taxonomy places the organism in Eukaryota, Viridiplantae, Chlorophyta, Chlorophyceae, Chlamydomonadales, Volvocaceae. Gene Ontology annotation, biological process: protein K11-linked ubiquitination; anaphase-promoting complex-dependent catabolic process; metaphase/anaphase transition of mitotic cell cycle. The record is from RefSeq and is a predicted model, not a curated record. Gene Ontology annotation, molecular function: molecular adaptor activity. Gene Ontology annotation, cellular component: anaphase-promoting complex. The annotation marks the transcript as partial. The transcript has a single exon.
CUCAACCUCUCCAUCACUUCCCCCGCUGCCACCGUGGCUCUGGCACUCAUGUACCUCCGUACCAACAACGCAGCGAUCGCCCGCCGCUUCCAGCUUCCCGACACGCCCUUUGGGCUGGAUUUUGUAAGGCCCGAUUGCAUCACGUUGCGCGCCCUGGGCGCCGCGCUGGUGAUGUGGGACUCCAUCGAGCCGUCGGAGGGUUGGCUGGCUGAAAGCAUGCCGUCGCUG